UUUAUUUCAAUAUUUUGAUGUGGCCACCCAGUUGCACAUUGCAGUCACAACAUGGCUUGUGCUAGUAGUAGUAUGAGUGUUUUUGGUAACGCCGUCUCGCAACUAUUAAAUAGCUGGAAGGCUUUGCAAUUGGCUGUGGAGCACGGCUUUGGGGGAGCAGAGAGCAGAGAAAAAGCAAAGUGGUUGAUUUAUGCCAUUGAAACUUGGUUUACAGAGAAUGAAGGUAUUGAAACAUUUGAAGUGGAAGAUUUUUUGGAGGAUGUCCUUAACACCGAGUUUGAUCUAAUUUUGGAAGAUAACAGUGUACCAGAGAUUUCCAGAUUGUUAUGUUUAUAUUAUCGACUGUGUCAAGAAAAUAAGCAGGAGGAGCUGCAGGAAAGAUUGCAAAUGCUACCUAAAGUAUCUUUACAAGACUGUUGUAUAGGAAAUGAUUCAUCUGAUGAAAUAGAUUGUGAUAUUGAAGUGGAAACCAGCCCUUCAGGUACUUGUACAGUUUCAAAUCAAGUCCAAGCAUCUAAUGUCCCAUCUUCUUCAGAUUGUGCUGAAGAAAUGGAAACAUCAGAAGAGAAACCCCCAGUAGAGGAUGGAUGGCAAGUUAUAACCAGCAAAAAGAAAAAAAAGUAACCAAAAUUGUAUUUAUCUGAUUUUAUUUCAAUUGUUUAGGUCUUGUUUGUACAUUAGGAUUGUAAUUAUCUUAAAUGCCAUGUGUAUUUUGGAUUAUCCACAGUACAGUUUGUGUAAUAUGAAAUUUGUUAAGUGUGGGCUAUCUGUUGACUGGUUUGAAUGAACAGUUUGUAUCAUAUGUAAGCCAUUUAGUGGAGGGUUUUUUUUGUCCACACAUAGCAAACUAGUAAAAGAAAUUUGGUUUGGAUGUAAAUUCUAUUGAAAAGUUUCUUACUUUAUUAUGCUAGGAAAAUAAAACUGGUAACCUCAUAUGGUUUUUAUUAAUAAACUGCAAUAUUUUAAAUGGCAUUGUUUUAAUGCUGUAAUGUAUAGUUAAGAGUUUGAAACUCUUUAAAAAAAUGUUCAUUUGUAAAAAGAAAAUUAAAUUGACUUGAAUGGCAUAAGUUUCUUGUUUCUAUAGUUGCUUUUUUACCACCUUCAUUACAACAGAAUUAAUUCACUACAUUUCUUAACAUUUGUCCUGCUCAAACAUUUCUUUUACUGAUUUAUAUUGCAAAUGUAGGAAGUGAUUAAUGAUGUACAUCAAGUAUACACUAAAGUUUGCUUCAUAUCAUGUCAGUCCCUGCUGCUUUUCUAACUGCAUUGAGUAAUAAAGUUUUCUGUUAAAAAGCAAAACACACAUUAAAAAAAUUGUUUUUAAUACCACUUCACCUACACACAAAAUUGAGUCACAUACAUAUUAAAACUAAAUUGCAAAAUAAAACAGAGCACAUAAUUUUAUUUCCCUGCUCUGUCUCCUUGGUUCUGAUAAAACUUACAUCAUUACCAGUACACUUGUUAAAUGAACACUUCACUAAUAGAGUAACAUUGGUAUGGUUGAAAAAAAAAUGCAUCACUGAUUUGCCACUGUCAGCAAAUUGUUAAUUAAGCUCUAAAAAUACUUGUUAAUUAAUUAGAGACUUGUUCUCCUUGUCUGUUAAAUUUUACAUGAACCAGUUUUACAUACAGGGUCAAAUCAUGUU
This is a messenger RNA of Physella acuta, 1646 nucleotides long. RefSeq names its product pre-rRNA-processing protein TSR2 homolog. The record is from RefSeq and is a predicted model, not a curated record. NCBI's taxonomy places the organism in Eukaryota, Metazoa, Mollusca, Gastropoda, Physidae.